UCUGAAGAAGAAAAAACCCUCCAAGGCCCCGAGGGGGACGGAUGCUGGUGUCCCGAAACCCGCCGCUGACUUCUUCAAGAAGCCGGAGGGGCCAUCGGCAGCCCCAAAUGCUGAAGCAGCUGCCGCUGCCAAGAGGAAAGGCACGGGCAAGGCUCCCGAGAGCAAAAAGCCCAAGACCGGGGAUGCCGGGAAGAAAAACCCCCCGGUGGUCAUUGUUGAUGAUUGCCCCGCCUCCGGGGUGCACGAGGAGAUGCCGGUGGCGAAGGUGCCGGGGGGGUGCGGGAGCCAUCUUCCGACAUCCUGACGGUCUCCCUCCCGGUUGGUACGGCCGUGAUGAAUGGCACGGCUGACCCGAGGGCGCUUCUGAGAGGUAUAACCCUCGAGAUCGAUAGGGUAGCCCUCGGGGCUGAUGAUGAUCAAGCCCUCGAGGACAGGAUCCUCCGGUCUUCCCUCACGACCUGCAUUGCCCUCGGAGAGCAGACCCGGCGGCUAGAAGAGUGGCGCCUUCGCAAGGCCGAGCAGGAC
Molecule: messenger RNA, 525 nt
Organism: Cuscuta europaea
Lineage: Eukaryota; Viridiplantae; Streptophyta; Magnoliopsida; Solanales; Convolvulaceae
Source: the annotation of a GenBank genome assembly